Cornus florida is the source of this 943-nucleotide messenger RNA. Its product is annotated as small ribosomal subunit protein bS6c. The transcript has 2 exons. The record is from RefSeq and is a predicted model, not a curated record. Gene Ontology annotation, molecular function: small ribosomal subunit rRNA binding; structural constituent of ribosome. Bases 132 to 767 code for a protein of 211 amino acids. Gene Ontology annotation, cellular component: ribosome. NCBI's taxonomy places the organism in Eukaryota, Viridiplantae, Streptophyta, Magnoliopsida, Cornales, Cornaceae. Gene Ontology annotation, biological process: translation.
AAAACCUACGCCCGGUGCGUAGUGCGCAUCCCCCUUAUCCACUUUACCCUUUCCUCCAUCAACGAUCACUUUCCGAAGCAGAGCCCUCUGGUCUGGUAGAGUAUAAUCUUAGGGAAAGAAAGAGCUCAACAAUGGCGUCUUUUUCAGUCGCCUCCACACUCACCUCCUCUUCUUCAUCCUCUUCUCUAUCUUCCCUCGCCAACUCUCACUCCGCAUCGUUGAUCUCUUUCGGUAGUAGCUUCAGAGCAGCUUGUCCCCAAAGAGCCACCGCUUUACCCAAUCGAAGGACCAAAAGAGGAGGCUUCUGUAUCAGAGCUCAAACCCUAGGUUUCUCGGGUUCAUUCUUCGAAGGAGGAUUUGGAGGAGAGGACGACCCGCCCAGCCCGUCCGGGUCGGUCAUUUCGGCCGUUGAGGACAAGGAGGAGCCCCAAUGCCCACCGGGUCUCCGUCAGUAUGAAACCAUGGCUGUUUUGAGGCCGGACAUGUCCGAGGACGAGCGACUCUCUCUUACCCAGAAGUACGAAGAGUUGCUUGUUGCUGGAGGUGGCAUGUAUGUAGAGGUGUUUAAUAGAGGUGUCAUUCCGCUCGCCUACAGCAUCAAGAAGAGAAACAAAGCCGGAGAAAGUAACACUUACUUAGAUGGUAUCUACCUCCUCUUCACUUAUUUCACCAAACCCGAGUCCAUGGAAGCUCUGGAGGGAACACUGACCACAGACGAUGAUGUUAUCCGAUCAUCCACUUUCAAAAUAAGGAAAAGGAAGUAUUAGUGUGUUUUGGUUCGAUUCAAUUGUGUAGCUUUCGAUGGAAGAAGACCUUAUAGGAGAGAUGCAAUUUUUAGUAAGCUCAAAUUUAUGAAUUUGAGAGACAUCUUGGAAAUGUAUUUGUUUUAAACAUAUUUAAUUUAGUGGCACUAAGAAGAUAUGGAAUCGCCAAAAGUUCAGUA